AAGAUGUGCGUCACUGAUUAAAAGGCCACGCCUGUUUCUUGUUUCCUGUUUCCGGUAGAAUUCAGGCAUUAGUCAAGAACAAGAACAAAAAGCAACUCUCUUCACCUCUGUGGAUCAGUGGAUCAGCAGGGACCAAAGUGAUUCUUCACAUUAGUUUGAAAGCUCAUUGACUUCAGACAGACUGGCCAGAUCCCGUCAUGUGUGUCACUUCCCUCCUUCUGCUGAGCAGUCUUGGCCUUGCCAUUACAGCUCAAGCUCAAGACUGCCUCAGACCCGUUGGAGGAGGCAACAUGACAUUGAACGACGACUUACCAACAUACCCAGAUGGGACAAGAGUCACUUUUGCCUGUAAUGUUGGCUACGUGCAAGCAGGGUCUACGGCCAUCACUUGCACUGCUGGCAGUUGGAGUACUCUGCGGCUGAGAUGCAAUAGGAAUAACUGUGGCUCUGCUGGAGAUGUGGAAUAUGGGAAUAUCGAUUACCCUGAAGGGACAGAGUUCGGCGAUAGACUAAAGGUGACUUGCAGAACUGGUUACAGAAGGGUUGGCCAAGAACAUCUCCAUUGUGGAGCCCAAGGGUGGCUGGGCAGGUUGCCUGUAUGUGAAGUGGUGAGUUGUAAUCCGCCACCUGCGCCAAAGAAUGUCACUUUCAGGCCAAACAAAGAUACCUACACCUACGGAGAAGUUGUACAGUACACAUGUCAAAACGAUGUGACACUCUCUGGAUCAAGUGAAUCAUCAUGUUCAGUUAAUGGGAUGUUUGAGCCUGCUCCUCCAGCAUGUAUCUAUGUUGAAUGUCCAGAGCCUAAUAUUCCAGAUGCGCACUGGGUUGGGGGUUCUCGACCCCCUCAUAGAUACCAGGCUACGGUGACGUACGUGUGCAAUUCCGGGUUUGCUAUGAUAGGACAGCCCACCCUGACAUGUGAAAUAGGCCGUCAGUGGUCACCUGAAUUUCCAAAAUGUCAAGCAAUUACACCCCAACCUAAACCGUCCACCACCACCACCCCCAUCACCACCACCACUAUACGUCCUAUUGUCACCGUCAAACCAACAGCAAUUCCACCCCAACCUAAACUGUCCACCACCACCACCACCACCACUACUACUACCACUACUACAGAUGGAACUAGCAAUGAUGGAGACACCAAAGCUGUAUGGUUGGGUGUUUGUUUGACGGUCCUCAUUGUUAGUGUCCUCACUGCCUGUGGAUGCUAUUUCUGUGGAGUCCCGGCAAUCAUCAAGGAGAAGCGACGCUCUCGGAGAGGCUUACCUGACAAUGUGGUUCCAAAAGAUGGAGAGGAGGUAGCACUCUCGUAAGCGGAACAGUCCUGUUGGUCCAGCAUUGCUUAAUGUAAAGAUGAGCGGUUGAGAAGAGGACGUCACUGGAAGAGUCUUUGAAUGUAAUUGUGCCGUCCAUGUGCACAUGGAUGGCGCAGGCUUAUGAAACCCCCAAAAUGAGUUUCUGAAUGCCAGUCUGAGAUUCACAAACCUCAUCCAAUGGAGCUCAAACCUGUACCUAGACUCCUCUAUUAGUUGACAAUAAUUUCAAUCUUUGAUAGACCACUCAUAACCACGUUUUCCUAUUCUGCAUAACUCAAUUCAGUGAUGUUUGAGAUGCCUUCCCUUUCCUUUACAACAUCACAGCAGCAUUUCUACACUGUAACCAUGAUGAAACUAGAUUUCCUGUUUAUCAGAGAGGCUUGAACUCCAUGUUGAUUUAAAAUGUUUGCACUAUAGCUCAGAGCACAGCUCAGCCGGAACUUUGUAGCUCCUUUACACUGUCAGCUUCAAACAAGCAAAAUCAGUAAAGACAGUUUGCAUGCUUGACCUUAAAUACAGCUGUUAGGAUUAAACACUUUUUGUUUAAACUUCAGAAACAUUCAAAAAAAUCUAAAUUUAGUUUGAUGCUUAAAUGGUAAUUUUGGUAUUAUUCAACCCUAUUUCUCCAUGUUUUUGUGUCUACGUGACUAACGGGGACAACACUUUUUGAAACUGGUCCAGUAUUGAGGGAAAAUGCUGCAGCCGCUAAACGGGCUGGAAAGGACCCGACAGAGAAAUGAAACCUUUUUCUUACUUUUCGCUCGACCCGGUCUGUUUGUUAUUGUGUGUCUCGCUCGGAGAAGUCUCGUUCGGAACCCUCCCAUUGCAUCCACAUUGGCAAAAUCCGCUAAUUAUCCGCCAUGAUAUUGAAAAUCUUUUAGAUAAUACUAAGCUACACUUUCUGUAGUCCAACACAACAAACUCUGACAACACCGGUGUUCCAUGGCACUCCUCUCCAACUCUCACUCACGUUUCCACCGUUGUCUUCCAGCAUCAAGUCACAUGAUAUAGUAAUAAACAGAUAGAGAGAGGUAAAGAAAAAGGUUUGAUUUCUCUGUAGGGUCCUUUCCAUAAUGUUGUCAGACACUUAUAAUACCAAUCUGAUCCUCUCAGUGGCAAAAUCAAGCACUUUUAGUGGACAUAAACUGACGGUACCGGGUUGCCCCAAAUGAUUACAUUACAGCCCAUUUAGCAGCUGCAGUGGACUCCCUCAAUACUGGACCAAUUUCAAAAAUCGUUGCCCUCAGUCAUUUAGGCCCUAUUUACUUCUAUCAGAAAUUACACCAUUUGUGUAAGUGAAAUGGAAAUAGUUUAUUCACCAGAAAAAUCACUUGUGUAAAAGACAGGUUCCUAGCCGAUAAACCGGUCCUCCGGGUUCAAUCUGUCUAGGGAUGACAAUGGGAUCUGUGAAACAGUCCCGUGCAUAGUGCCUGAAUAUAAGGCACGUUCCAUAUGCCUUAAUGCAAAAAGUGUUUGAGCUUUUGUGUCAGUUGUUGUAUGUUUGUUAAUUGUGGGCCUACCUUAGCUUCAUGUUUAUGCUAAAUAAUUAGCCAUGUUUAAUGGCAUGUUUGGUAUGUUUUUUGUGUGCCCUGUAGCUUCACCAAAUUAAGUUAGAAACAUUCCCCUGACAAAGAGAAAUAAAAAAGAAUUAAAUUAAUUUAAAAAUAUAUUUUUUCCUCUCCAAAUUUUUGGUAUUGAAGACAUCUCUCUUCCAGAGUGUCAGUUUAAUAUGUGUUGACCCCCCCCCCCCACUAAUCAGAAGAAGGCUGAAGAAGAAGCAUACCUUAAGAGUAUUAGGACACAGGUGUUGUGUCUGGUUACAUAAAGAUGGAUAGACUGUGAUCUCUGAAAUUUUUGCACUUGCGUGGCUUAUUAUCUGUAUUUAUUGAACUAAAAUGUGUGUCAGAACAUGUCAGUAAGAGUUUUGUAUUAUUUUGAGGCAUGCUUUUAUUUGGCACUACCUUUUGUAAUCAGUUGAUUAAAUUAAACAAUAACAGACAGUG
Messenger RNA from Sebastes umbrosus (honeycomb rockfish), 3322 nucleotides. Its product is annotated as membrane cofactor protein-like. The record is from RefSeq and is a predicted model, not a curated record. The coding region runs from base 198 to 1316 and encodes 372 amino acids. The transcript has 13 exons. Lineage: Eukaryota; Metazoa; Chordata; Actinopteri; Perciformes; Sebastidae. Gene Ontology annotation, biological process: negative regulation of complement activation, classical pathway.